Drosophila montana is the source of this 1410-nucleotide messenger RNA. RefSeq lists its product as uncharacterized. The record is from RefSeq and is a predicted model, not a curated record. NCBI's taxonomy places the organism in Eukaryota, Metazoa, Arthropoda, Insecta, Diptera, Drosophilidae. The transcript has a single exon. Bases 61 to 1410 code for a protein of 449 amino acids.
GACACCCACAACAACAACAACAACAACAACAUCAUCGAAAGGAAGAGGAAGCAGCAGAAGAUGCUCAAGUGGGCUGUGAACCAGCCGCGCCCCUCCUACCUGGCCGAGCAGCCUGGCGAGUCUGGGCCAGACCCAGACCCAGGCUAUCAGGUCAACAGCAGCUACAGCGACUUCCAGGCGGCAGCUCCAAUGGCAUUGGCCACGCCCAUGCGCACAGCCGCCCCCCCGAUGCAGCGGCUCAAACUGAAGCGGCAAUCGCUGCUGCUGCCGGGCCUCCACCUGGGCAAGGAGAAUCAAUUGACUUCGACGCCGCUGCCCGCCGCAGUCGCUGCACGUACUCCUCUGCUGCGGGAUCUGAGCAACAUGAUGUCACCUCUCCACACGCCCUCAACCAUGACAAUGCCCAUGACCAUGACCAUGACCAUGACCACGGCCAAGGCGAAGGCCGCUGUGUAUGCCUCCACGCUGCCCACCUUCGAGGCGGAGUACUCGCCCAGCUACAGGGUCGACCAGAGUGGGGAGAACAACAACAACAACAACAACAACGUCAUCAUUCCAGGAGCGCUGCUGGCACUGCGCGGCAUGGGCAUCCCGGACAGCUACUUCGAGAAGCCGCGCUACCUGGAACAGAAGCCACUUCCUGCUCCUGCUCCUGCUCCUCCUGCUCCUGCUAUUCCCAAUGGGGAGCAGACGACGCUCAGCUCGAGCCAAAUGGGCGAUGUCACCUUGGAGCGCAUGAUCGAUGCCAUACUCGAAAGCACGCGCAAGCCGCCAGCUCGUGUCCGUGCCCGUUCCCAUUCCCAUUCCCGUCUGCGCCAACGUCCACGUCAGAGGCCGCAGCCUCAGCAGCGUCUCAUCUCGACAGCUGGGACAGCCGAGGCGAGCCACUCGCCCACCUAUCGACCCGCCUUCGAUCCGGCCAGCGAUCUGUGCGAGUACUGGCAGCCACCUGUGCAUCCGGAUGCCUACGAGGAGCGCGAGGUCUGCUCCCCACAGCCGCUCUUCCAGUCCGGAUCUGGAGCGGACCUGGACCUGGACCUGGACCUGGGGCAGGGCAAGCGGCGUUCGCUGCAGCUGCGCAGGCAGCGCGUGGUGCGGCGCAAGCGCCAGAUCGCGACGAAGAUCUCGUCGAGCGUGCGCCAAUCGGCGCAGAAGCUCCUGGCGGCCGCCUCGCGCUCCGCCCACAAGCUGCCACACUCCCGCGCCCCCUCCCAAUCCCGCGCCAAGCAGCGGCACAUCAGCCCCGACAGCGGACACAACUCCACCAGCGACUGUGAGCUGGAGGAGGAGCGGGCGCUGGGCGGGCCACAGCUGGAGGCCUGCUGCCAGCUGGACGGCAUUUGGCUGCAGUCGGAGGCGCGGGACGCGACCAAGCGGCGUCUCAGCUUCUCGCUGAACGAGCAAAGCUGA